Molecule: messenger RNA, 1128 nt
Organism: Hypoxylon trugodes
Lineage: Eukaryota; Fungi; Ascomycota; Sordariomycetes; Xylariales; Hypoxylaceae
Product: Translin
Exons: 4
Coding region: 167-904 (245 amino acids)
Biological process (GO): RNA metabolic process
Cellular component (GO): cytoplasm; nucleus
Molecular function (GO): single-stranded DNA binding; RNA binding; sequence-specific DNA binding
Source: RefSeq, a predicted model, not a curated record
UUUUUUUUUUUUUUUUUAAUUCAAUUAUCGUAGAUUACAGGUACAUACCUAAGCAUAACGUCGUUGGAACCUUCCUGUCGGCGUUCUGCCCCUCAGUAAAAUAAUAGUUCAGUCUAAAAAUUUAAUCAUUUUCCUUUUUUUCCCAUCUGCAUCAAUAAUCUUCAAGAUGACUAAUGACGAAUCCUCAAAUUUGAUUGACCCCUCUAUCUUUGAGUACCUCAAGGCCCAUGGCGAAGAGGAACUCGUGGUUGGCGACAAGCUUCAUCAGAUCACGGCUACUCUAAACCGUCACAUCUCAACCUGCCAAGGCCUUCUUAGUCGCAUUCACUCGACACCCAGUUCUAAGCUAACUCCACUUCUGAAGCACGUCGAUGAUGAUGGUAUCAAGCCCGAGAUUGAGAGCGUUAGCGAGCUAGCCCAGUUCACCUCCAACUACCCCUACUACAAGUAUAAUGGCCGAUGGACCAGAAGUAUCCAGAACGUUGUCGGCACUAUCUUGAUAACUGGAUGGUUGGGUGGCUUGGAAACCGAGUCUCGCCCAGGCGAGAUUGGUCGUCUACUUACUAUUGAGGAGGUCGGACAAAUCCUAAAGGUGCCCGUCAAUCUCAAGGACAAAGAUGCAUUCCAUAUCACCAUUGAGGAAUACAUCCUAGCCUUGACAGAUAUUACUGAGGAGCUCAGCCGUCUUGCUAUGAACUCAGUGACCAUGGGCGACAUCGACUUGACUGUCCGAAUCAGCGGCUUCAUCAAGGACCUAUUUGCCGGCUUCCAGCUCCUGAACCUGAAGAACGAUAUCGUUCGCAAGAGAGUCGAUGCAGUCAAAUACCAUGUCAAGAAGGUUGAGGAUGUCAUCUACGAUCUAUCACUUCGCAAUCUAAUCCCCAAGCAAGAAGCAAGCUCUUGAUUUGAGCUAUCUACCAAGGAUCUUAUGAGCCCCUCAAUGGGCUUGCCUAGGUAGCUACACAUAGAUAGGUACAUAGGUAUUCUUCGCUUAUCUAGCCUAGGGAAUGGUUGAAACCACUGUUUGCGCUUGGGACAGUCACACAGUUGCUCGCUGAGUUCCUAGCACUAAUAAAACCCAUUUUCAAAUACCUGUGCCAUCUUUCCUAGAAGCUAUAGAGUUGAAAA